CAAAUCGUUUCGCCGUCUCGUUGAGUCAGUCGAGCUCUUGCGCGCUGAGCGAGAGGUCGAACCUUCCCCGCGUUCUCUGAAUCAAUACAACAUUGAAGUUGAGAAUUUUUCAUUGGGCUCUUGAUAAUUCUCUCGUCACUGAAAAUUAAAAUUUCACUUGACCUUCUGGGAGUUCAGGUGUCAACUCUUUCUGGAUUAAAUUCAACGACAUUUUGUGCUCAAGUCACGCAACUGUUGGAUUAACUGUGCAAAGUGGUGGAAGAAGUGGAAUUUUAUUUGUGAUUGUAUUGAGGAAAAGUUCAUUGAUAUUGAACAAUGGUGACUGGAGUGGGUGCUACGAUGCCCUCGGGUGGUGUUUCGGUGGGCUCAACACCACCAGCACCACACGUGCCGCAGGAGGCUGGACAGCCGCCUGCGCAAACUAAUACAAGUGGAACGAGUACCAGACGAUCUGGCGAAAAUAGACGGAGUAAUAAACCUAUUAUGGAGAAGAGACGACGAGCCAGGAUUAAUAAUUGUCUUAAUGAGCUUAAGACACUCAUUCUUGAUGCCAUGAAAAAAGACCCAGCGCGCCACUCAAAGCUCGAAAAAGCGGACAUCCUAGAGAUGACAGUGAAACACCUAGAGACCCUCCAGCGUCAACAGGUAGCCCUGGCAGCGGCAACCGAUCCAUCAGUUCUAAACAAAUUUCGUGCUGGUUUUACGGAGUGCGCGAGUGAAGUUGGCAGAUUUCCCGGUCUCGACGCCUCCGUAAAACGUCGUCUGAUGUCCCACUUGGCAUCUUGCCUGGGACCAGUAGAGAGUACCACGACCUCCCAGUCGACGCCAGCAGUGGUCCAGCCAUCGCCGCCAACAACGCAACUCCAGGUUCACAUUCUGCCGCAAGUGGACACAACCCCGCGCAUCCAAGUGCAGCAGUCCAACGGCAUCUUCUUCACGAAUGCCAACGGUACCGGUCUCCAACUGGUGCCAACGAGGCUCCCCAACGGCGACAUCGCCCUGGUAUUGCCAGCAGGUGCAAAAGCGACCCCAGUGACGUCGCCAGCCUCGUCCCCAGCGCCGUCGUCGCCCCUGCCAACGCUCAUACCCAUCCCCCAGAGGACAGCAAGCACAGCGUCCGCCUCGUCCUCAACCUCUUCAACGAGCUCGACGUCCACAUCGGCUGCGAGUCCUGUCGCCUUCGAGGCGCCACCAUCCAAUUUUCGGGAGCAAUCGCCCGCCUACACCACGAGCCACCGAGACGUCGCGACAUCACCGGCUAAUGGCUACACCAGCGAUCCCGAGUUCGAUGCCAGGGCCACCCUCUACAGCCCACCCCUCCAGAAACCCCUCGCCCUCGUCAUGAGGAAGAGCGUCAUGCCUGAGAUCGAGGGCAAGCCCUGGAGGCCCUGGUAAACCGUCAUCUAGGUGCACCUGUGCAGUUUUGUGUUCUCGAUGAACUAGUGAUCCUACCGAGGGGGCAAUCACUCGUGAAAUUUCGUGGACGAACAAUGUUAACCCCUCGCGGGGUCAGCGCGUGCUAUCGAGCCAUGCGAAUGUGAACGCUUGUUUUCAAAAUUAACUAUUUCCAAAUCUGAAGAAUAACUUGAUCACACAGACAAAAUUGGAAAGCGGAAUACUGUAGCUUCAAUUAGAAAUCGGUUUCAUAAUUUUUCGUUGAUUAGAAAUGAUCGAAUUCAACACGCUUGGUAACAGAAGGGCCGCGGCCGUGAGGGGUUAAAGUGCCGUGAAAUGAGGAAAGGAAGACUUCAGUCGCUCGGAAGUAUAUGAAAUAUCGCAGAGUGUCUUUGGGGGCUUGGGGCAUUUGAAUUCCUUGAAAUCCGGUGGUACGAGUUCAUUCGGAGUGAUUACCCCCUUGGGUUCUACUGACUGAAGCCGCUAGUCGGUCACGUCGCAAGUCGUUAAUGUUUAUUUAAAAGAAACAACGGUUUAAAGCUCGGGAAGCGUUUAAGGGUUGUUAGAUUUAGUUUUUAUUAUACGCUGUCAAGAUUAUUCUUUUCAAUGGUCAGUAGCCUAUGAGGCUGUGCCUUAUACAGUGCCUUGUACAUAGUUUCCUCGGUUGAGAUUAAUUUCCAUGAGUUUUACAGAAAUAAUUCACGAUUAUGAUGAGUUUGGUGGGUGUAAAUAGAUGAUUUAGAGUUAUCGUUAUGUUUAAGUGCCUUACGCAACAAGAAUCACCGAUGUCUUCCAUUAAUUCAUUUUUGCGUUUCUUGUAAUGUAGAUAGAUGUUGGGAUGUAGUUACGCCGGAGGAGUGUUGAAUAAUGAAUACAAAUGUGUGUAUAAUAUUUCAGAGGAAUGAGAGUAUUGGGGAUUUUUCAUUUUGUAUAUUAUUGUACUAAGUUUAGAUUCUACUUACGUUUAAGGAUUUAUGGAUGUUUAUCAGAUUUGUAUGGAAGGUGAUAUUUUUCCAGGGAGAGAGAGUGUUCUUAUUUAUAUUUAUGAGUGCAAAUUGAGAUGAAGAUUGAGUUUAUAAGGUUAUUGUGAGGAUAAUAGAACAACACGCUUAAUAAUACUUUACGAGUAUCAAAAUAAAUAUUGAUCUCUGUUCAAACUUA
Messenger RNA from Diachasma alloeum, 2556 nucleotides. RefSeq names its product protein hairy (gene hry). Gene Ontology annotation, molecular function: DNA-binding transcription factor activity, RNA polymerase II-specific; RNA polymerase II cis-regulatory region sequence-specific DNA binding; protein dimerization activity. Gene Ontology annotation, biological process: anterior/posterior pattern specification; regulation of transcription by RNA polymerase II; regulation of neurogenesis. The coding region runs from base 316 to 1395 and encodes 359 amino acids. The record is from RefSeq and is a predicted model, not a curated record. Gene Ontology annotation, cellular component: nucleus. The transcript is spliced from 2 exons. NCBI's taxonomy places the organism in Eukaryota, Metazoa, Arthropoda, Insecta, Hymenoptera, Braconidae.